Paramecium pentaurelia is the source of this 410-nucleotide messenger RNA. NCBI's taxonomy places the organism in Eukaryota, Ciliophora, Oligohymenophorea, Peniculida, Parameciidae. The record is from the annotation of a GenBank genome assembly.
AUGAAUUAAGUCAAUAUGGAUAAAUUACUUUAUCCAAUAAUGAUGUCAAUACGUAGUCUCAGAACCUAUUUCAAAUAAGAAGAUGAUAAUAAUCGCAUAAUCCUAGUAUUGAUUCCUAAUUGAUUAAGGAUUGCCAAAAUAAGGUGGAAGCAUUUGUGCUUUCCAUAAUGCAUUUCCUUCUUGAUUUAAUAGUUAACGGUUCAGAUCAUACAUCAAUAUCUUUCAAUAAAAAUGCACAAUAAUUAUAAAGAGAAUUAAGAAACAAACUUGAUUGUAUUCAAGACUUUGUAUAAAGCAAAGAUGUAGCAAAUUUAAAAAAGAAUAUUUUGAAAUUUUAUGACUUUAAAGAAGGCUUUAGUGAAUCAGAGAGUGAAGAUGAUGGAGUUAGUCUUUAAAUCAAAUUGGUAUGA